CGUAAAUAGAAUACGUAAGAUCACGUGCACACUUGCACAACUCCACAACUGUGACAUUGGAUCGGUCCGUGUCUUCACUCCGGUUUCAUAGAGCAUUUCUCAUCAUCAGUUUGGUCAACAUGGGAUCAGGUGUGUCUUCAGCUGGUGCUCCAACUGUCCGGGCAGAGGCUAUACAGGCAGUUCCUCCUGAGGGAUGUCCAAUGCACCAAGUCCAGCCUACCAAAGUAUCUCCACCUUCAGGAUGUCCCAUGCAUAAAACGCAGCCUUUCAAAGCAUCUUCUCUGGCAGAGGUUCCAAUGAGCAGGGCAGAGGCAGCUCCAUCCCACCAGGACCGAGCCUAUGAGUUUGUGGAGUGUCCAAUGAGAGCUGCAGAAGCCACUGAGUGUGACAUUGACCCAGCAAACAUGAUGCCUCCUCCAAACCAAACGGCAGCUCCAGAUCAGCCAUUUAACCUUUCCAUCUCCAGACAGGAAUCCAACAUUCCUCGUCAUGGCGCAGAAAAGAACUGGGUUUAUCCAUCAGAGCAGAUGUUCUGGAAUGCCAUGCUGCGGAAGGGGUUACUGGUGUAUUGUCAGUCUUAUCUUUAUGAUGCUGGAGUGCGGUGGAUCUUCUUUGCUGUUCAGGAGAUGUCAGGAUCAGCUUGUCAGCUCCUCACCUCAUGUCGAGCAGGAUGGCGCUGGCGGGAUGAUGACCUUGCUCCCCACGACAUGACAAACAUUAUUAAAAUACACAAUCAAAACAAUGAGCAGGCCUGGCAGGAGAUCCUUAAGUGGGAAGCCUUGCAUGCAUUUGAGUGUCCAUGUGGACCCACGUUGAAGAGGUUUGGUGGGAAGGCCAAAGAAUACUCUCCCAGGGCCCGUGUCCGCCAUUGGAUGGGCUACGAGCUCCCUUUUGACCGCCACGACUGGAUCGUUGACCGCUGUGGGAAGGAGGUGCGCUAUGUCAUCGACUACUAUGAUGGGGAACUGAACCGUGAAAACUACCAGUUCUCCAUCCUAGAUGUGCGUCCUGCCUUUGACUCUUUAGAUGCUGUGUGGGAUCGCAUGAAGGUGGCCUGGUGGCGUUGGACCUCCUAAAAGAUUCACAUGUGGAUGUCAUAGUCAUAUUUAAACAUGCAAAGUGUGGACAGGGAUAUGUUCUAUGUCUGCUCUUAGCUGUGUAAAAAAAACAUGGUUUAGUGAGAAAGAGUAAUGAUUACUUUCAAAUGUAAUGUAUAAGAAUGCAUGUUAAUUGAGUUUCAUUCUCUGAAGUUGAUGUGAUUAAAGUGUGUGCAUCUAAUCUUAGUUGAGUGUUUGUCUCGCAGGUCAGGAUUAGAGCACAGGACCAUGAGCACUGAUUUUGAGUGCAAUAUCAUCGGUAAUAGUGCUUUGUAUAGAUGACUCCACGAUUUAGCUGCGCAAUGGCUGAUGAGAGUAUAAUGUGGACAAACAUUUCCUGCAUUUAAUACACCACCUUUGCAGGUAAUACAGUGAUUUUUGUAAAAAUAUAAAAUGUGAACUUUUAAAAAUACAGUUUGAGAUGGAGGAGGUGAUUUUGACAGUGAAGGAUGUACCUGAAGCUUUCCUUGCCAGUGACCCAUCUGAAGGAUAAGGUGCUUUAUUUCUUCAUUAUACAUACAAAGUACAUAAAACGAAGUUCCGUAGAUCGGGUGGAAGGUUAGCCUGAGCUGUUGCAACUGAGCGCACCACCACUAAUGGCCGACCUGACCAGGUCUUUAGUGGUAGGGAAAACCGGAGCGCCAGCAGGAAACCUACCCCUAACACGGGAAGAAACAUGUCUUGCCCACAAAGGUCGACAUGUUAGAAAAUGGAUGGAUGGGUAACCUAGAAUAAUAAUUAUUCUAGGGUGGUUUUCAAAACACUGUAUCCCAUAUGCACCUGAAUUAAUUGACAGUGAGAAGUUUGAAAUAUGUAAAUCAAAUAGUAACACCACCAUAUUUGGUUUAUUGAUUUUGGCAAACCUUUAAUUAUUACAAUGACAGAUUAUGCCAAAACAUUUUUCAGUCUGUUUUUGGCCAAACUAACCACACAUCUGUAUAUUGUUAGUACAUGUAGAAAAUGUGCUAUUUUUUGCGUUUCCCUUUUUGCUUUUAAAUACAUUAGCUACUCUCACCAAACGGCAUCCAGUAGAAACCAUUUUUGAGGAAACAAGGCUGAGGCUUAGGUUGCUAGUUCUACUGAGAAGCUUUUACUUUGUCAGUCUUUCAUUAAAGCAUUCCUCAUAAAUUCUGGUGUUUGCUGCCUUCCUUGUAUCCAUCUCUUCAGCAGAGAAGCUAGCUCGCUUACCAAAAAAAGGCAGGAAUUUUUUAUUGUAGCCUGUCUUGAGAAAAGCAAAUCUUGUACCUUAAAUCCUUUGUCCACAAGCAAAACAUCUCCUUGUUUAAUGUAUUUUGAAUGCCACGUUGCUCAAAUAUCUGCAUAUCACCAACACUUUCCUUUUAACGGAUCAGACACAAAACAUGCAGCACCUUUAGGGGUAACUGCAAGCACUGGUGUGAUUGUGGUGUGUUGUUUGCUGUUCAUAAUCCCUAAAUGUCUGGCAAAAAUAAUUAUGUGCAGUCUACAGAACAUAUGACAUUUUUAAACUGCCUAAACACUCAGAAGUUUUGAUAUCUUUUGUUGGGAACAUAGGGACAUUAAUUGACUUGAAAUGUAAGAAAACCUGUAUCCAUGUGAUUGAAAUGUUGCCUCUAAUGAUUGAGAUAUGUCAAACAUGUAGGCAAUCAUUUUCAGUGAAAGACUUCUUCAGAGCCUCAGAAUUGUAAUACGAUUGUUUCCUCCUUUGGAAUAAGAUGCCUAGACAAACCAAUUUUCCCCCUACAUUUGCCUCAGUGGUUUUGCUGGUAUUUCCCCUGGAAUCUCAGUAUUUAAGGUUGUAUUUUCCUGUUCCAAGAAAUAUGUACAAUACUUCAAAGUAAAAAGUCCAAUUAAAACUUUUUUAUUCUUCCUGUAUUUAAAAACAGUACAUCCUUUUGGUACCUUCAGGCUUACUCAGCUCAUUUUGUAUUGCAGUAUCACUUCUCAUGAUAAUUGUUUCUAUUUUUGUUACAUUGUUAUGUUGCUUUGUCAUUUGUGCUAUUCGCAGAUGCACUCUCAGCCAUGGCUUUAACUGCAUCCUCAAAUGUAGUGGUGUCACUUUGUUCUGUUGAAAUUGAACUGAAGAUCUUUGUGAAA
Molecule: messenger RNA, 3173 nt
Organism: Fundulus heteroclitus (mummichog)
Lineage: Eukaryota; Metazoa; Chordata; Actinopteri; Cyprinodontiformes; Fundulidae
Product: cytochrome c-type heme lyase
Exons: 9
Coding region: 120-1076 (318 amino acids)
Biological process (GO): cytochrome c-heme linkage
Cellular component (GO): mitochondrion
Molecular function (GO): holocytochrome-c synthase activity
Source: RefSeq, a predicted model, not a curated record